Molecule: messenger RNA, 2641 nt
Organism: Pocillopora damicornis (cauliflower coral)
Lineage: Eukaryota; Metazoa; Cnidaria; Anthozoa; Scleractinia; Pocilloporidae
Product: QRFP-like peptide receptor
Biological process (GO): G protein-coupled receptor signaling pathway
Cellular component (GO): plasma membrane
Molecular function (GO): G protein-coupled receptor activity
Source: RefSeq, a predicted model, not a curated record
GAAAAUUAGAAAUGACCAAAAAUUGAAAGUUUUCAUUUCGCAGUGUUCUUCAGAUCAAUAAUAAUAUGUCACGCAAUAGGAAGUUUGGGCGAAUAAAUAUGAGCGUUUGGGAAACAGGAUUUUUACUAGGAUUUACAAGAAUAAUGAAAAACAACUUCGUUCGUGGAGAACAAGAUAUUCCCCGAUUACGAGGAGCCGUAUUUUAUUAAUUCUUUGUGGGCAUUAUUGGAAUUUUAAUUCAAUGGAUGUACCGUGAAUGAGUCUUUAUUAUUGCGGUGUUUGACGAAUGGAAAAUUAAUUUUAAUGCGGGGACGUUCAAGGUACUCUAGUCAUGGAGACGCCAGCUUAAGCCGAAUUACCGAUAUGGAUCAAUGCUUUGUACAUUCGCUGUUUCGCUCGAAGGCGAAAGUUUGUCUGUUGCCGUUUCAAGCCUUGGAUUACCAUCUAAAAGAAGAAGAAGAAAAAAACGUGUUCAAGAUCAAAUUUCUAGCGGUAAACCCAACUACCUUUGUCUGUCGCCAUGACCCAAAUGUCCUCGAGGUGUGAAAUUUCUUAAGUGUCGAAAAAUGGAGCAAACCUUUAGUUCCCAUUGAGUUGGUUCGGUUGAGUUUUGGAAUAAAAAAAGGCGUGUUAACAGCCUUUAACGAAGAAAAUACUUGUUGAUUUAAAUCAAAAGCUGAUGUUAUGCAAGGAUAAUCCUCCAAAAAAUUGCGCCUUUACACCGAAAGAAUCCAUGGGAACAGGGAUUGCGUGAUUCCGACUGAUACGAAACAAAAGGAGCAUUUCCGGCUAUUUUUCUUCGUUAUCAAUAACAUUUUAUCAUCGGGAAUAUUGGAGCCAAUGUGUCUUCCCGACAUGUCGGAAGCGUGUGAUAGAGUGAAGCUUUCAAGAGUCCCUAAAACUGUACGAUUUCGCCAAAAAUAAGCGAUUUAACAAUGAAGAUUAAAAGAGGAAUCCUUUUUAUGGAGAGAGCACACUUGUAACCAACUGCGCACGAGCGAAAUUCGAGGCGCCCUUUCGCAUGACAAAAUCCAAGUGGAAAAUAAUUACGUUAAGAUGUGUGAAUUGUUUGCAACAGCCAGGAAUUAAAAUGUAAAAAAACAGGCCCGGAAUCGCAGAAAGACACAGCCAGGCGUCGGAUUUCAAGAAAAAUACUAUUGUGUAAUGUAAACAUUUCUGGCAAUCUUCAUUGUCGAUACAAGCCAGUGAUUAAUGUCAACUGCGUAUCUACUGACUCACUGUCGAACAAACUUGGCCCACGAGGUGUUUCUGACUAAAUUUAGUCUUAAAUCUUAAAGGUGUGCUGUAUGUACUUCAAGAGAGCUCGGCUUUAAUCACGAUUUCCGCCUCGUCGUAGACUGUUUGGAUCAAUCUGAUAACGGCGGCUUGAGACGAGUUGUUUAAUUACCCGAGUUGAGGGAAAUUUUAGCUGUGACAGCGGAGGCGCCGAUUGCAGCGACUGAUAAAUUUAAGCAUUCCUGUAAAUGCCUAUAACCACAGCCUGCAAUGAAAUAGUCAGUCUUUACUGGCGAGGAGUUCGUUGUUAAGCUUUUAGAGGUGUAUUUGGCGCAAUUGUGUGGACCAAAUUGUAUCUUCACAAGAUUUAAUCAAAUAACAAACAGGCAACUGAAUUGGACGAUGGCGCAUGAAUUUCAUAUUUCAUCGAAUGACUCUGUUCCUGAAGAGAUGCCCGCCGAGAGUUUUUACUCGGACAGUCUUCCAGUUCAUGCAAUUCUACAGUUAGUCAUCUUCACAAUUAUAUUCAUGGUUGGAUUCUUCGGUAAUUCCAUUGUGAUAUACGGAGUUCUUCAACAGGGUUCAUCUAAGACAACAAGCAGUUGUUUUAUUGCGAACUUGGCCCUGAGCGACCUGGCUGUGCUGGUUCUAAGUUUACCCGUCGGUCUGUUGCAAGAACUUGCAUCUUGGCCGUUUGGCGAACUUGCUUGUAAGAUUUUCUUUCCAUUUGGCGAUGUGUUUUUGACCGUUUCCAUCAUGACCUUGACAGCAAUCGCCUUGGAUCGCUACCGAGCAGUUGUUACGCCGUUCAAAGCGCGUUUCACGAAAACACAAGCAAAAAUCUGCAUUUUGUUCAUUUGGAUCUUUAGCUAUCUUGUCGUAGGAAUUCCCACAUCUUUCAUUCUUAAACUUGUCGAAAUAGAAAACGGCGUAAAAGUUUGUUUUCCUUUCUGGAGGAGUAACAUGGAACGGAUAAUUCACAAAGUGCUAACGGCGUGUCUGGCAACAUUUCCACUGUUUCUUAUCGGGUACUGUUAUAUCAGAGUUGUUUUGGCGUUGUGGAAAGUAAGAAUAAUACAUGAUAACCGCAAUACGGCCAAGAACUCCAUCACAGUCAUGCGACUCGAGCAGAAGCGAAAACUCGUUAAAAUGUUAAUCGUUAUUGUGUUUGCCUUUAGCUUGUGUUUACUACCGUAUGUAACAUUUGCACUCGUUUUGGAGUUUACGGGAAUGGAGCGAACUUCCGAUGUGAACGUUGGCUUGGUAACAUGUCUUUCCCUUCUUUAUGCAAAUAGUGCUAUAAAUCCAUUAAUUUUAUGCACAAUGAGUAAAGAUUACAGGGUUGGACUGAGGCCCUGCGGAUGUUGAAGUUCUUCUUUUCCGCCAGUGAUUGAUAACGCUUUAC